AUGGCACUGUUGUUCGCCAUCAUUGUCAUCCUGGUCACCACUGCCAUGUCGCUGCCGCCGGUCAUCAGAAUCGGUGCAAUAUUCACGGAGGACCAAAAAGACAGUCCGUCGGAGCUGGCGUUCAAGUAUGCCAUUUAUAAGAUCAACAAGGACAAAACUCUGCUGGCGAACACCACGUUGGUUUACGAUAUCCAGUACGUGCCUAAGGACGAUUCUUUCAGGACGUCGAAAAAAGCGUGCAAGCAGCUCUCCAGAUCGGUCCAAGGGAUCUUCGGCCCGUCCGAUCCUCUACUAGGUGCCCACAUCCAAAGUAUCUGCGAGGCUCUGGACGUCCCGCAUCUAGAAGCGAGAGUGGACUUCGAGCCGACCUUCAAGGAGUUCAGUAUAAACCUCUAUCCCUCGCAGGACCACUUGAACAAAGCCUUCAAAGACCUAAUGUCGUUCUUAAACUGGACCAGAGUGGCCAUAAUCUACGAGGAAGAUUACGGUUUGUUCAAGCUGCAGGAUCUCGUGAAAUCACCACCAUCAGCGAGAACGGAGAUGUACAUCCGCCAGGCGGGACCCGGAUCCUACAGACAGGUCCUUCGAGAGGUCAGACACAAGGAGAUCUAUAAAUUGAUCGUCGACACCGAUCCUGCGCACAUGCAACAAUUUUUUCGAGCGAUACUCCAGCUACAGAUGAACGAUUACAGAUACCACUACAUGUUCACCACGUUCGACAUCGAAACGUUCGAUCUGGAGGACUUCAAGUACAACAGCGUGAACAUGACUGCGUUCCGUCUGGUGGAUCUAGAGGAGCCAAAAGUGGCCGAAGUUCUACGACAGAUGGAACGCUUCCAGCCGAUUGGCUACGCGAUCCUCAACAAAACCGGAGUUAUCCAGGCAGAACCAGCUUUGGUGUACGACAGCGUGCAGGUUUUCGCGCACGGUUUGGCCGCGUUGGAUCGCAGCCACGACCUCAAGCCCGCCAAUUUGUCGUGCGAGAAAGAGGAGCCAUGGGACGAUGGUCUUUCAUUGUACAACUACAUUAAUACCGCAGGCCUACACGGCCUAACCGGACAUAUCGAGUUCAACGAAGGGAAGCGGAACAACUUCAAAUUAGACCUGCUGAAGCUGAAGAAAGAGGAGCUGGUGAAGGUGGGCGAGUGGAAACCUGGUUCUGGCGUGAACGUGACUGACGUGGGCGCUUUUUACGAGACCAGCGCCACUAAUAUCACUCUGGUCGUUAUGACGCGAGAGGAGAAACCGUACGUCAUGGUGAAAGAAGACAAGAAUCUGACGGGGAACGCGAGGUUCGAGGGAUUCUGCAUCGAUUUGCUCAAGUGGAUCGCCGGCCAGGUCGGCUUUCAGUACGCCAUAAGGCUGGUGCCAGAUCACAUGUACGGCGUUUACGACCCGAAAACCAAGGAGUGGAACGGCAUCGUCAGGGAACUGAUGGAGAAGAGAGCAGACCUGGCCGUCGCGUCUAUGACGAUCAAUUACGCUCGGGAGAGCGUGAUAGACUUCACCAAGCCAUUCAUGAAUCUCGGUAUCGGAAUUCUGUUUAAGGUGCCCUCCAGCCAGCCAACGCGGCUGUUCUCCUUCAUGAACCCGCUCGCCGUUGAGAUCUGGCUGUACGUGCUGGCCGCGUACAUGCUGGUAAGCUUCACCCUCUUCGUUAUGGCCCGAUUCAGCCCGUACGAGUGGAACAAUCCGCAUCCGUGCCUCGCGGAGAGCGACAUCGUCCAGAACCAGUUUAGCGUCAGCAACAGCUUCUGGUUUAUCACUGGCACGUUCCUCAGGCAGGGCAGCGGGCUCAACCCCAAGGUUUCCGGGCGAAUGCCGUCGAGGCUGUUCUCGUUCAUGAAUCCCCUCGCCGUGGAGAUUUGGUUAUCCAUGCUGGGUGCUUACAUGAUGGUCUCCGUAACGAUUUGGAUAGUGGCGAGGUUCUCGCCUUACGAAUGGGUCGAACCGACACCCUGUCCGAGCUGCAAAUGUCCGCUGCAGGGUGGUCACGUGAGCGCGUUGGAUCCUGACAGCGACGACAUACCUCUGCCACGAACGGUCAACGAGUUCACCCUGGCCAACAGCUUCUGGUUUACGGUCGGCACGCUUAUGCAACAGGGAAGCGACCUCAACCCCAAGGCGACCAGCACGAGAAUAGUAGGCGGAAUCUGGUGGUUCUUCACUCUGAUCAUCAUCUCCUCUUACACGGCGAACUUGGCCGCGUUCCUCACCGUCGAGAGAAUGAUCACGCCUAUCGAGAACGCGGCUGAUCUUGCGGAACAGACUCAGAUCUCCUACGGAACGUUAGAAGGCGGCAGUACGAUGACAUUUUUCAGAGACUCGAAGAUAGGCAUCUACAAGAAGAUGUGGGAGUUCAUGGAGACGAAAUCGCCGUCUGUGUUCGUGAAGAGCUACGAGGACGGUGUGAAGAGGGUGUUAGAGGGCGACUAUGCCUUUCUCAUGGAAUCCACGAUGCUCGAUUAUGCGGUACAACGGGAUUGCAAUCUCACGCAAAUUGGCGGUCUGUUGGACAGCAAAGGCUACGGAAUUGCCACCCCGAAAGGUUCGCCCUGGAGGGAUAAAAUAUCUCUGGCGAUUCUCGAGCUGCAGGAGAAGGGCGUGAUACAGAUUCUGUACGAUAAGUGGUGGAAGAACACGGGGGACGUGUGCAACAGGGACGAGAAGAGCAAGGAGAGCAAGGCGAACGCGCUUGGAGUCGAAAAUAUCGGCGGUGUCUUUGUCGUGCUGGUCUGCGGCCUGGCUCUAGCGAUCCUCGUGGCGGUCCUCGAGUUCUGCUGGAACUCCAAGAAGAACGCCCAAUCGGACCGGUCCCUGUGCGCCGAGAUGGCCUCGGAAUUGCGGUUCGCCGUACGGUGCGGUUCACGGCAGAGACCAGCCGCGAAGGCGCGCAAUUCCGACGCCGCGGUGCCGUGUGACCGCUGCAGCCCUCGCGCCACCAGGAGGAGAACGCGAUAUUGCUCGACUGGCCACGAAGAGACCACCUACAUACCGAGCAUCGAGAUACCACGGUUAAAUGCAGGAGGGUGGUGCGUUGUCGAUGACGGAGAUGAAGAAAUCAUUGAGCUUCGAUCAAGUGGGAGCGGCCCGUGGCGGGAACACCUAGCACAGGCCUCAUCCUCAUCUUCAUCCUCAGCAGCAGCAGCAACAACAACAGCAACAGCCACCGUGCAAAGCCACGCCCACGCACACACGUCACACACACUGCCACUCACAUUCACACAGCCACAAUCACAGUCAUACGCACAAGCACCAACCACCCCCACUGAGACAGAGACGGGGCUCUUCAAGCAUCGUCUUGGGUCAAGGAGGUGACCACCCUGAGAGUAUUCUUUGGAGAUUCGACUGCGACCUGGCGGGUGAGCCAGACGUGGUGAUAUCGCCG
Habropoda laboriosa is the source of this 3388-nucleotide messenger RNA. RefSeq names its product glutamate receptor ionotropic, kainate 2. Gene Ontology annotation, cellular component: plasma membrane; postsynaptic membrane. The coding region runs from base 1 to 3318 and encodes 1105 amino acids. Gene Ontology annotation, molecular function: glutamate-gated receptor activity. Lineage: Eukaryota; Metazoa; Arthropoda; Insecta; Hymenoptera; Apidae. The transcript is spliced from 20 exons. The record is from RefSeq and is a predicted model, not a curated record.